Messenger RNA from Cyanidioschyzon merolae strain 10D, 1311 nucleotides. RefSeq lists its product as hypothetical. The transcript has a single exon. The record is from RefSeq and is a predicted model, not a curated record. Lineage: Eukaryota; Rhodophyta; Bangiophyceae; Cyanidiales; Cyanidiaceae. The coding region runs from base 1 to 1311 and encodes 436 amino acids.
AUGUUCACCAACAGUGGAUGGAUAUCACAGUUUUGUUCCGCUCACUCCAUAAAGUCUAACCCCUUUGCCCGUAGAAAUCAUGUUGCUAGUCCAGCGGAGGUAAAUAAAGCGCCUGUCAGUCGGCUUUACCAAGCCUUCCGCUCGACUGGCGCUAGGGCACGAGUAACGUUUGCGGGGUGCCCCGUGGAGCCUGGACCCCGCUUUACUGCACCCCGAAGUAGACCCGUUGAAAUGCGGAAAGCCUCUUUGCUCAUGCAGCAGAAUAAAACUGCAAAAACGGGUGGUAGAAUAGCGACGCGGGUGUCGUCUGACGUGCUGUUGACCACUGCAGCGUACGUGGCGUUAUCGGUCUUGAACCGCGUAGUUUACCGGAUGGACUUGCAGAUAAUGUAUUCGUACACAUUUUUCCUCUCACUUUUUGUCACCUUGUGCUACGUGCUGGUUUAUGCCUCUAUUCUCUGGAUACGAGUGCGCAUGCGUAUUGUCCCUAUGACGCAGGUCAAGUGGGCAGUGAAUAACUGGCGUCUGUUCGCCCUCAUUGGGGCACUGGAGGCGCUUACUUUCGUAAUCGGUAUGUUUACUGCUUCUCGGCUUCCCGGUGCUCUGCUUCCAGUACUGAAUCAAGGAAUCCUCAUAUUCAUUGCCUUGGCCUCGUAUGCUCUGCUAGGUCGUCGCUACACGCUCACCCAAAUUUAUGGCAUGCUUGUUGUCCUCGCCGGUGUGCUGAUUUCCAUUGGCCCUCAAACUGUGAACGAAGCAGCUUUGAAUCUCUCUUCGGGAGGCGUAUGGAUGAAUGCGUUUUUAUUCUUCGGAUCCUACGCAUUCGUUGCCUUAGCCGUUGUACUCAAAGAGCGCGUUUUCAAACGAAGUGGCGUGCAACCGGAUCUGUUCAUUGUCAAUACUUUUUCGAGCCUCAUGCAGUUUGCUGCUAUCUCGCUCAUGCUGCCUUUCACAACACCUUUUGCAGCUCGCUUGGCUGAAAGCCCCUCCAUUGGCGAUUACUUUUCUAGUGCACUCAGCACAUUUGCGGGGCGUGAGAGCAGUUGGAUGCCGUGGCUAGCUCUUGCGUACGUUGCUGUGAAUAUUGUAUUCAACAUCACGGGUUUGCGAUUGCUGAAAAUCGCAUCCGCUCUCGACUCCGUGGUUGCAUCGUUGAUUUCUGUGCCGCUAACAACGCUAGUUUUCUGCCUGCCAGUACCGCUGCUGGUCCAGUCUCGUUUUUCGUUUAUGGUCCUGCUCGGUUUAGGCGUGCUCUUAUUUGGAAUAUGGCUCUAUAAUUUGCCGCAAGUCAAGGAACGAGCGGAUGACUAG